Molecule: messenger RNA, 895 nt
Organism: Coffea eugenioides
Lineage: Eukaryota; Viridiplantae; Streptophyta; Magnoliopsida; Gentianales; Rubiaceae
Product: cell wall / vacuolar inhibitor of fructosidase 1-like
Exons: 1
Coding region: 199-759 (186 amino acids)
Biological process (GO): negative regulation of catalytic activity
Molecular function (GO): enzyme inhibitor activity
Source: RefSeq, a predicted model, not a curated record
CUUUAUAGCACUUACGACGACUGAGCUUCAGGCUAUAUAGACAUGAACAUCUAAUGCUUUCUCCCGGCCGUGCCAUCUCCGAUCAAUCCUUCCAACCACGCAAAAAAAUUAUUCUUCCUUCAUUAUUAUUAAUCUCCAAUUAUCUUUUGAUCCCUUUAGUCACUAUAUAUAUAGAGAGAGAGAUAAUAGUAAAAAAAAAUGAGGAGUUUUGCUUUUUCUUGCAUAGUUCUUGCAAUCCUUCCAUCGCUGAGCACAAGUUAUGCAUUGCCACCCCUAAACUUAAAGAAAAGCAACCAUAUUUUCAUGGUAAGGGAGAAAGUUAAUGACCUGAUAGAGAAUACCUGCAGGAACACCCCUGACUAUCAACUUUGCUUCUCAACUCUACUGUCCGAUCCUCGAAGCUUCGACGCAGAUACUUAUGGUCUGGGCCUCAUCAUAGUUGACGCACUCAAAGAUAAGGCAACCUCCGCGGUGAAUGCCAUCAACAGGCUUAAAGGCUCUAAUCCAGAAUUCAUCCGUCCCUUGAUCAAGUGCAGCAUCUCAUACAAUGCAAUCCUAAAAGCGGAUAUUCCUGAAGCAAUUGAAGGUUUGAGGAAAGGGGUUCCCAAAUUCGCCGAAUAUGGCAUGGCUGACACUGCUGUAGAAGUUCGAGGAUGCGAGAAUAGUUUCAAGCAGUCCAACUCACCGCUCACUGACCUGAACAAACAAGUCUACGAUCUUUCCAUUGUAGCUAAAUCAAUAAUCAGGAUGCUGCUGUGAGGUCCGUCUCUGUUGUUUGUUCUUGAUAUUUAAUCCCCCAAGUUUUACGACAUACAUAUUCAAAGUUCUGCUGCCUAGGUGACAUUGAAACGGGAAGUUACCGCGUUACUGUAACAUAGUUGAUAGCACAAAAAAA